This is a messenger RNA of Ectocarpus siliculosus, 531 nucleotides long. The record is from the annotation of a GenBank genome assembly. Lineage: Eukaryota; Phaeophyceae; Ectocarpales; Ectocarpaceae.
AUGAUUGCCGUUUCCAAGGGUUGGGCGUACAUUGUGGAGGUCCUGAUCAAACGCGGAGCCAACCCGUCAAUAGCGGCUGAAGGUGGCUUCACUGCUCUCCACAUUGGCGCUCAAGAGAGAAACGCCACCGUCGUCAAAAUGUUGACCAACGCCGGUGCCGACCUCGAAGUCGUCGCGGGAUCCGACGGCUUGACACCGCUUCACGCGGCCGUAAGAGGAGGAGGCUCGGAGGCGGUGAGAGCGUUGAUCGAGGCAGGCGCGAAUCCCAACAGUCAAACGCCAAGCGGGGUGACUGUUGGUAUGGGUUUUCUUUCAUUACGAGCCGUGACACCACUGCACGUCGCGGCUGCAAAAGGACGCACGGGUGCGUUGAGGGAACUAAUUGCUUCGUGCGAAGGCAAACCCAGCCGCGAAUGCAAUUUCAACCUUGAGGUAAUCGCUAUACGGGACAACUGUCGUUCCACUGGACAUAGCUGCCUGCGCCGGGUACUCGGACGUGGUGCGCGAGCUAGUUCAGGAGGUUGGGAUUGA